GCCUCUCAAGAUAUGGAAGCUGCAGAAGUUAAGGAUAUCUCCCAGAUGGUCGACGAACAGGAACACCUACUCCGUCAACACCAUGACCAGCUGGCUCAACUGGGUACGGUAAUGGAUAAGGUCCUCCGUGUUCUCCACCACCCGUGAGAAUUCAUCUCCAACUAGCGGAGGUUCCUCUACCACGAGUCGUCCCAGCGAGCCAGAGGAACCUCCGCAUGUAUGUAUGUAUGUAUGUAUGUAUAUGUGUCUAUGUCCCAACCAGACAAAUAUGACACGACUCCAUCGGAAUGCCGUGGCUUCCUACUCUAGUGCUCUCUCUAUUUCGCUCAUCAGACAGGAGCCCCCACCACCGAGAAGUCCAAGGUUGCUGCGGUCAUUUCCCUGCUGACUGGACGGGCUUUGGAGUGGGCUACGGCCGUCUGGGAGAGAGGAGAGGAGGAGCUGGGUUCCUAUGGCUCUGUUUAUGGCGAUCUUUGAUCAUCCACCUGAGGGCAGAGCAGGAGGUCGCUGAGGCACAGUUCCAGCAGGUCUUCCGACACUAUGACCUUCCGGAGGACAUCGUCUCCGAUAGUGGCCUCCAAUUCACGUCACGGGUAUGGAAAGCCUUCAUGGAGAAGCUGGGGGUCACCUUCAGCCUCACUUCUGGGUACCGGCCUCAGUCCAAUGGGCAGGUGGAGAGGAUGAACCAGGAGCUGGGGAGGUUCUUUAGGCGCUGGCCUGGUUCCAUCCCUGGAUGGGGUACACCCAGAAUUUACACUGCCACUCCUCCACCAGGCAGACCCCCUUCCAGUGUGUCCUGGGAUAACCAUCCCUGGCUCCAUGGACCCCGAGCCAGACCGACUCUCCUGCGGCAGACGAGUAGUUCAGAAGGAGCAGGUGGAGCCGGCGGACUGAGGCUCCCGUAUUCCAUCCUGGUGAUCGUGUCUGGCUCGCCACCGGAACCUUCUGCUCUGUCUGCUCUGUAGGAAGCUGAGUCUCCGGUUUAUGGGACCCUUCAAGGUCUUCCGGUCAAUGAGGUAACCUAUAGAUUACAACUACCCAGUGGUUCCUGGUCCCCUGGCUGGUGUUGUCCCCCGCCCCUGGACAUCGAUGGGAGCAUCACUUUUGCCGUCAGGUCCCUCCUGGACUCCCGACGUCGUGGGGGUUGGCUCCAGUACCUGGUGGACUGGGAGGGUAUGUUCCAGAGGAGCGCUGUUGGUUCCCAGUGGACGUCCCUCGCAACGCCCCUGGACAUCGAUGGGUGCCUCGCCUUUGCCGUCAUGUCCCUCCUGGACUCCUGACGUCAUGAGGGUUGGCUCCAGUACCUGGUGUACUGGGAGGGUACGGUCCUCCACCAGGCCUGGCGUCGUCCUGCGGCUGGCGUCGUCCUGCUUCCUGACUCCAACGCAGAUUAAGCCUAGUCCUGGAAUUAAAAAGCAUGCUCGAGAGAACCUGUGUCCAGGAAACUGGCACAGUGUGUACCUGUCCAGGCUAGAGGGUGACUGUGUGGGCCGGAGUACGUCUGGCUGGAGUACGUCACACUAGACUACUCAUAGGGUAUCCUGCUGGGGUACAGACAGCUUGUUUGCAGGGGGGAACAGCUGCCAACGCUUCCUGAAAUACAACAGGGUAGGAGUACUGAUCUAGGUUCAGUUUAUUUUAAAGGGAAAGCCAUCACCAAAGCCAUUGCAUGCAUCAUUGCAAGUUAAGCAUGUCACUGUACUUCAGCAUGUGACGAAUAAAACAUGAAACCCCAAUGCUUAUACUCUAUGUAGUUGAGGAAACAUGGAAUCUAUCACCAUUCAA
Salmo salar (Atlantic salmon) is the source of this 1785-nucleotide messenger RNA. The record is from RefSeq and is a predicted model, not a curated record. Lineage: Eukaryota; Metazoa; Chordata; Actinopteri; Salmoniformes; Salmonidae.